UAAUUCCAUUUAAUAUAUCUGUACACGAUGCUACGUAUCAAUUACUUUUAAAGUAAGAUUUCUUUUUUCAAAUUUUAAAAAUACAUUGUACAAAAAAGAACAGAUCCGAAUUUGCAGAAGGGAAUUCAAGGAAUUUAAAAAGAAAACAAACCUAUCCCACGUAAACGAGAGAAUGCCUACCUAUUCUGUGAAUUCCACAACAGCUGUACCUGUGUCGUCUGCUGCCAAUGAUCUGUGCAUCCAAAUUAAUAAAGGAGUUCUUUGGGGAUUGUGGGUUUAUGCGAUAGUAGCAAUACUUAUUAUAUCUUUGUUUGAGAAAAGGCGAUAUAAACCUGAAAUUUGCUUUGGGAGACCUGGACUACCUUUGCCCAUCAAUUUUUUGGACGGUACAUCUAAUUCAAUAGCCAAUGCUGCAGCGUUUGGGUGUACCCUUCAACAUAUAGUAUCCCUGUUGUUCUUUACGGAAUUUAAAGUAGAUAAUUGGAUGUACUCAUUGGUGUUGUUCCUGUUCUCCUUUAUUGUUGCAUUGAGUUUUUAUCCAGUAUUUGCCUGUUUGAAUUCACCAUCAAGGGUAUUUGGUUCUCUCGUUGGAUUUUUAUAUACGUUACUUCUAACAUUGAUGAUGUUUGCUAGGAGUUAUUACUGUACAAAUAAAAAUUGGUACUGGGCCAUUUAUGCUGUUACACUUAUCAGUGAAAUCUACAUUAUGAUUUUGUUUACUUACCGAUUUUUCACAGCAAUCUUCAAAAAGCACAACGAAGUCCUAGUAAAGAUAGAUCAGAUACAACAUGUUAAGGAACUUUUGGUGAAGCCCAAAUCGCACACGGAUACGAAUGAUAUCAGACAAAAAUUUGUUUCGUACUCGGAGACCGUUUUGACAGAAGCAAAGCUAUGUUGUCUUCACAAAAGUCUGUAUCGGUGUACAACAAGGACUCUUGCCAUCAAUACCAUUGUCCUACUUGUGUUCUUCUAUAAUGUAAUUGUUACUUUUGCGGUUGGAGAGGAGUUUGUGAGAUUCUUAACUGCAACAUUGGUUUCAAACAUUUCUCCCAAAACUAAUUUGUAUCAACAUAUCACUGUCUUUUUAGACGUAAUAAACGUGUCGUUGAUAAUCGGCAACAUUCUGUCUGCUGUUUAUCUGAUUACCAACAUGGUCCUUAUCUACCGAUCUCAAAGAGAUCAUCUGGUGAAAAGAUGGAGAGGAGACAAAUCUUUUAUUCCCACUCAAUGCAAACUUAAUCAUUCAGAAAUUCUGGUCAAAAGUUUAAUGUAUGCUGGAAACCAGGUUUCAUAUCUUCUUGGUGGUUACCUACUUUCCCAGAUUGUGAUUGUUGUCUUCUGCAUCUUCUUAGCAUAUUGUGUUAUUUUGCCGAUAAUAAAAAAGGUUCCAAGUGUGUUCCUGUAUCCUGUGGAAGUUUUCUUGCCUGGAGUGUUGUUCAUGUUCGGUCUUCAAUUCCUUCUGCGAUUCAUCAGCGGUCGUAUAUUCCUGCAGAAUCAUUUCGUCAGUCGUCAAAGCGGAACAGACAUGGAAAAAGUAUUGGCUCUUGAUAACAGACGGGUAUACCAGAACCUGUCAUUUUUCCUGUUUUUCUACUACAUCCUGACUGGAUUGUACCGAUGUACAUACCGUGUGCUGACUUCUAUGUUCAUAAGUUUAUUCUACAUUGCACGUAUGGAUAAACCACUACUUGUUUCGGGAUUUGAACAGUUUGACAUAGGUUACAUGACCUAUCUGGGGUUUUUGGAGGUCGAACUUCAGCAUUGCCACCCAGUUGUAGUCGUGAGCUGUGAUUUGAUGCUGAAAUCUGCAAAUGCAUUGUCAACAAAACAGGAGACAAGUUUAGAGUCGCCUUCGUCGGAAAAUAAUAAACGAGAAUUGUCCAAUAUGUACACACAUAGAAUUAGAAACAAGUGGCAAAAGAUGAUGACAUUAGUCUCCAAUUCGAAUCUUUGCAAAUAUUCAAAAACUAAUAAUUCUUUUGAACAGCAAAUUUCCCUCAAAGUUGUUUAAUUUGAUAAUUUUGAUGAUGUAUCAUAUUUUUCAAGACUGUGCACCUAUGAUAUAUACAUAUAAAUCAUGCAUGAACAACACGAAAUAUAAAUUACGAUGAUUAAAAUAGCUUGAUUAAAUGUAUUUUACAAUGAGAUACCUUUGAGAAAAAUAGUGUUGUUAAAAAUAAGCGGGAGCACUAGAGUACGAUGUAAGAAACCUAUGCGUGUUCUAAUUUUUUUAGUUAAUUUUUUACCUUCGAACUAUCGUACAUGUAGUACACCUUGGAAAAAAUACACAUUUAGUAACUAAAAUAGAAGAAUAUAUAAUUGGAUAAUAUGAUUUAAGGUAUUUCACUCCUCAUUAUUUUAAUUUCACUGCGCAGAUGAUCAUUAUAUUAUGAAUGAAUAUGAUUUUGUUUAUUUAAUCAUCACAGAGAGAUUAUUAUUUCAUCAUUACACAACAUUUAUAAGAAAAAAAAUUUUAGUUCGAGAAACAAACAAGUUUUUAGUGGAACUAUUUUUUUUCAUGCGGAAGGUAUUUUAGACGAAAAUAACAGAAACAAGCAAUUUCAUGAAUUGUCAAUGUACAUUUCUUUUUUAUACUUUAUUCAUUAUUCAUAAUAUUAACAUUUGAUUUGUUUGUAACAUAUUCUAUAGGUUCUGUGAGACAUGUACAAAAUCCAAUCUUGAGAGAGUGAUAAACGUUUAGCAUAAAAUUUUGAAAAUGUAUAGAACAUGUCUGAAUUUUUAAGCCACAUUUUGCGAAAAGUUUACCGUUUUAGCCCUAUAUCACGUUCAGAAGGCGGGAUUGUGUCCGGUUGAUUAAGUGGACAUGUUGUCUGUAGAGUGUGUAGAGUGUGCUAUAACUGUUCAUGAGUCUCUUAGGUUUGCACAUGAUCAGUGUAUUCUUCAAUCAAUGCUCGAUUUGCUCUGUCAUUCCUUUUUCAUCUGGCAUAUAAUGUAGCGCGUUAAUACCCUUAUCGUUCUCCACUUGACAUGUUUCUAUUCCAAAAUCAAAAUCUACUGGGAUUGACUCCUAAACGUCAAUUGAAAAUUUCCAGUAUAUACUUUCAGUACAAUGGCGUGUAUUCUCAUUUCCUCCUUGCUUAUGAGGAUUUUUUGACCAAUAUCUAUUGAAACAAUUUAAAAAAAAGUUUCAAUAUGUAAUAUUUCCCUUGAAAAUAUUUUAUCAAAACAAUAGCAACUACACGUACCAGAAAUACUAUCAUACACAAUCAUCACAUUGCAACAAGAUCCUUCUGUCGACCAUGCAGAUACAUUACAAGGCCCAUUUUUAAUAUAUAUAUUUUUUAAGUCAAGAAAGAAACAUUACCGGAUUUCAAAACAUACUUUGAGAUUACGCAUCUUUAUACAUUCUGUCUUUGUUAUUUAAAUUUACAGUCAAUUUAACAAGAGGUUAAUUUUCUUACAUUUGAAUAUAGAUGUAGAUCUUCAGUUGGUUGCCUGAUUUGUGGUCUUCAUACUUUCUUACUAAACAUUUCA
Magallana angulata is the source of this 3495-nucleotide messenger RNA. RefSeq names its product stimulated by retinoic acid gene 6 protein-like. Gene Ontology annotation, cellular component: plasma membrane. Gene Ontology annotation, molecular function: retinol transmembrane transporter activity; signaling receptor activity. NCBI's taxonomy places the organism in Eukaryota, Metazoa, Mollusca, Bivalvia, Ostreida, Ostreidae. The transcript has 16 exons. The coding region runs from base 173 to 2011 and encodes 612 amino acids. Gene Ontology annotation, biological process: vitamin A import into cell. The record is from RefSeq and is a predicted model, not a curated record.